UUCCCCUGCGCUGGCGAGCCGAGCGAACUCACUGAGCAACGCGGCCGGGCUAUGACCUCAGAGGCGCUGCUGCUGCUGGUGCUGGGGGCGUUGGGGGCGCCGCUCGCCCCGGGCGUCCGCGGCACGGAAGCGGAGGGCCGGCUCCGCGAGAAGCUCUUCUCUGGCUAUGACAGCUCGGUGCGGCCGGCGCGGGAGGUGGGGGACCGUGUCGGGGUCAGCAUUGGCCUCACCCUGGCGCAACUCAUCAACCUGAACGAGAAGGAUGAGGAGAUGAGCACAAAGGUGUACUUAAACCUGGAGUGGACUGACUACAGGCUGAGCUGGGACCCCGCGCAGCACGAGGGCAUCGAUUCACUCCGCAUCACGGCUGAAUCCGUGUGGCUUCCGGACAUUGUGCUCCUGAACAACAACGACGGGAAUUUUGACGUUGCCCUGGACUUGAACGUCGUGGUGUCUUCCAAUGGUUCCGUGCGCUGGCAGCCUCCAGGCCUCUACCGUAGCAGCUGCAGCAUCCAGGUCACCUACUUCCCGUUCGACUGGCAGAACUGCACCAUGGUGUUCAGCUCCUACAGCUAUGACAGCUCAGAGGUCAGCCUGCGGACCGGCUUGGGUCCCGACAAGCAGGAGCGGCAGGAAGUGCACAUUCAUGAGGGGACCUUCAUUGAGAAUGGCCAAUGGGAAAUUAUCCACAAGCCUUCUCGGCUAAUCCAGCCUCCCACAGAUCCUAGGGGAGGCGGGGAAGGACAGCGUGAAGAAGUCACCUUCUACCUCAUCAUUCGCCGGAAGCCUCUCUUCUACCUGGUCAACGUCAUUGCCCCAUGCAUCCUCAUCACUCUUCUGGCCAUCUUCGUCUUCUACCUGCCACCAGAUGCAGGAGAGAAGAUGGGGCUCUCGAUCUUUGCCCUGCUGACCCUUACCGUGUUCCUGUUGCUGCUGGCAGACAAAGUUCCUGAGACCUCCCUAUCUGUCCCCAUCAUUAUCAAGUACCUCAUGUUUACCAUGGUCCUCGUCACUUUCUCCGUCAUCCUCAGCGUCGUCGUCCUCAACCUGCAUCAUCGCUCACCGCACACCCACCAAAUGCCCGCUUGGGUCCGCCAUAUCUUCAUCCACAAACUCCCUCUGUACCUGGGUCUGAAGAGGCCCAAACCCGAGAGAGACCUCAUGCCGGAGCCACCUCCUGUGGCCCUCCGGGAUUAUCCAGGAAGUGGCUGGGGUCGGGGAACAGAUGAAUAUUUCAUCCGGAAGCCACCGAACGAUUUUCUCUUCCCCAAACCCAACAGGUUCCAGCCUGAGCUGUCUGCCCCGGACCUGCGGCGACUUAUCGACGGUCCGACUCGGACUGUGGGCCUGCCUCCCGAGCUACGGGAGGUCGUUUCCUCGAUCGGCUACAUCGCCCGGCAGCUGCAGGAACAGGAGGACCACGACGCGCUGAAGGAAGACUGGCAGUUUGUGGCCAUGGUAGUGGAUCGCCUUUUCCUGUGGACCUUCAUCAUCUUCACGACCGUUGGGACCCUCGUCAUCUUCCUGGACGCCUCGUACCACUUGCCCCCCCGCCGACCCCUUUCCUUGAGGACAGAGGGCCAAGACGAGAGUCCUCGGCCAGCUGAGCUGAGAGUGGGCAGUACUCCUAAGGCCUGUCCCUUUCUCCCUCUCGACUCCACUAGGAACCCAGGCUUCGCACAUCAUUGCCUCUCUGGGGAGAGCGCCCAAGGGGGACGGGGCCGAAUGAAGCCUUGGGCCCCAACAGAAAUGCACUAUCAGUUUAUUUAUUCUUUGGUUUCUUGUAGAAGUUUCUUUGGAUAUCAACGCUAGGUUGUCGGGAAAAUGGAACAAAGAAUGAGAAGUAGAUUGUACGCUCUAGGAGGGCAGGGACUGUGUCUUAUUCGCUGUAAUAUCUCCAGCACCUGGCACAGGGCCUGACCUAUGGGAUAGUAGGUGCUUCACAGUCGUUGAGUGAUUAAGGAUUUUUUCUUUCCUGGAAGGAAAUACACCAGUUAUUAUCAGUGCUUAUGUUUGCAUGUUGA
Messenger RNA from Lontra canadensis (Northern American river otter), 2024 nucleotides. It is a transcript of the gene CHRNB1, whose product is annotated as cholinergic receptor nicotinic beta 1 subunit. The record is from RefSeq and is a predicted model, not a curated record. NCBI's taxonomy places the organism in Eukaryota, Metazoa, Chordata, Mammalia, Carnivora, Mustelidae. Gene Ontology annotation, cellular component: postsynaptic membrane; synapse; neuron projection. Gene Ontology annotation, biological process: monoatomic ion transmembrane transport; regulation of membrane potential; chemical synaptic transmission. The transcript has 11 exons. Bases 52 to 1812 code for a protein of 586 amino acids. Gene Ontology annotation, molecular function: acetylcholine-gated monoatomic cation-selective channel activity; transmembrane signaling receptor activity.